This is a messenger RNA of Metarhizium brunneum ARSEF 3297, 477 nucleotides long. It is a transcript of the gene amnD, whose product is annotated as 2-aminomuconate deaminase. The record is from RefSeq and is a predicted model, not a curated record. Gene Ontology annotation, molecular function: deaminase activity. NCBI's taxonomy places the organism in Eukaryota, Fungi, Ascomycota, Sordariomycetes, Hypocreales, Clavicipitaceae. Gene Ontology annotation, cellular component: cytosol; mitochondrion.
AUGCACGACUCUCCCAACGGAAAACCCUACUUUCGCCCUUCUGCCCACGCCCAAGGCCUGGCAAACUACCCUCACGCACGCAUCGUCCCCUCCGCCAACGCCCACACCAUCUACGUCUCCGGAACCUCCUCCCGCCGCGGCGACGGAACUUUUGCUGGCGCCGACUAUAAAAAGGAUGAGUCUGGGAGCACUUCACUGCAGCUGGACAUUCGGCAGCAAACCGAGGCCGUCCUGUCAAACAUGAGCGAAAUCAUCAAGGGCGCCACAGACGGCAAAGCAGAUAUGAACAAUGUCGUCGAGGUCAGUGUUUUCUUGGUAAACAUGGAAAGGGACUACAAGGGCAUGAAUGACGAGUGGAACCGCGUCUGGCCGGAUCGUGCGCUGGCGCCGGCCAGGACAACGGUGGAAGUGAGAGCUCUGCCCCGGCCCGAGAUACUGGUGGAGAUGAAGUGUGUUGCUCACCUGGCAACAGACUGA